Messenger RNA from Varroa destructor (honeybee mite), 2141 nucleotides. Its product is annotated as mitochondrial coenzyme A diphosphatase NUDT8. The record is from RefSeq and is a predicted model, not a curated record. Lineage: Eukaryota; Metazoa; Arthropoda; Arachnida; Mesostigmata; Varroidae. Gene Ontology annotation, molecular function: coenzyme A diphosphatase activity.
CGUGUUUCGAAUGUAACACAUUAUUUCACAUUCUCAAAAAGUGCAGAAUGGCGAUUAUUAGAUAGUACAAAUCUAUAAUUUAGAUCCUAUUAUAUAACACGUUUUUCGUUCUAGUCGUCUGUUUUCUGUAGUUCCAAAAAUUUGUUAGUGGUUGUAUUUGCAAUAUGCUUCGUUAUCUCAUUAAGGUAGCUUCAAAUCGGGGGUUGUUAGCGCAUUCCAAAACUCUCACCACUUGGUUAUCACCUUCAUUAUCAUCAUCAGGUCGCGCAACCACUUUUGCUAGUGGCCCGUUUUCCGCCUCAAACAUUGAAAGGACCUUGAAGGAGUUAAAUGAAGAAUCGCUGCGUAAAAAGCUUGUCGGCGAUUAUGAAGCGGAUGGCACCGCCCGUCAAAGCUCUGUUCUCAUUCCGUUAUGCCGACAUGAAGUUCUUGGUACCAUGCCGCGAUUCAAGGUGCCCCGAGACAAUAUCGAAAUUACGGCGGUGAUUGCAGACAUCGGAGAUAUUGACUCUCAUGAGCUGAAGAUUAACCACAAUGAGGUGAGUUUGGUGUUCAGCCGAACGGUUGAGGAGCUAACAAGCGCCGAAAAUACGGGGGUAACUGUAUUCAGAGAAGUGCAAAAGCAAGUACUAUACGCCACGCCUGUAUUCCUUGCAGGUCCCUACAAAAUCUGGGGCGUCACAGCCAUGUUAUUACAUAUUUUCCUUGCAUGCUUGGUGCCCGACUUCUAUAAGCGACCCAUUCGUCCAGUCGUUUUUAGGAAAAAAUACCAACCGAAGGACCCUACCAGCGAGAGCAACUAAAGAAAUUUUUUUUGUAGGUAGCUGAGUAUCUACGAGACACAUUACGAGAUUACCUUUGAUCGAUUGAACGUGCAUUUUUCUGUUAAUUGUUCAAAACGUUUCACAGUUAAGCAGUGCAUAACGAUAUUAAGCGUGAGUACAGAGUCAGUAUAAAUAGAUGACUGUGUUUCUGGUUGCCUUUUGGAUCUUGAUUCACUACGGUGUCUUGAUUUGGUCAACGUGAAUUUCCAUAGAUAGCAGGGUCUCUCAAUCGUUUGCUGGGUCAUAACCUUCUUAUUGUCUUUUUCUUUUUUAUCUUAGGCUGUAAUUAAGUGAAUAUAAUGAACGGACGAAAGUUCACUUUCAAGCCUAAGAAAUUUAUUUCAAAAUUCUCUAGGAAGUAGAGGUACAAAGAGAAUAACGCAGGGAACUUCAGAUAAGUCCAUCUGUGCCACUUACAAUUAGUCGGAUGAACGAUAAAUUUUAGACGAAUGGAACCGUUUAAGAUGCUCAAAAUCAACGCUUCGGAAGACCGAAAACAUCAAUGACUUCUACUAACCAACAAUCAGUACGGGAAAACUGUGAUCUCGAAAUUUUACAAGGCCUUCAAGUCGCGAAGCUAGCACCAAGGGAUCAAGUGUCCGUCGCAUUUUAGGACAUUGUAAAUAGAGAGCCUAUAUGUAAACAAUGAAAUAUGUUACCAUUGAUGAUGAUUUAGAUUGAAGAGAACCAUUUCGUGAAUGGUACUUGGGGAAAUGUAAACAGGAGGAAAAAUCUUUAAAACAAUCAAGCUACACUUCAGUUAAACGGAACAAAUGCGCUUAUGAACUACUGUAAGAUCGUUUGUUACGCAAGAACAUUGUGCAACCUAUCAGGAAUUAUGAAUUUGUUUGGCAUUUCAAACAACGGAUUAGUUGGGUCGUUUUAGCAACAGUCAUUGAAUUUACUGCAAGAAUCUGCUUUAGCACGCAUUAGAGCUUUGAUAAAGACGCCGAAUGGCAUUUCGGUCAAGACGAAGCACCUGCAAAGUAUUAUCGUAGUGUGAGAAUGUGUCUUAAUGAAGAUCGUUAAAAUGGAUGGAUUAUACAAAGGCUCGUUUUCCAGAUGUGACGCCCAUGUAAUGUCCAAGCGGGUACCUUGAAGAUAAAGUAUACGCCAGGAAGCCAACAACGGAGGGAAAUUUUAGAGCCGCAUUUUAUCUAUGAAUUGAUAGCUCACCCGUUACGAGCAGUGUAUUGACUAGAACGGUAACCAAUUUGAGUAUCUGCGGUAGGAGGAAAGUUGUACUUCUUCUGUAGACUCUUUUACAACUUAAAUAUUAAUACAAUGUAAAUAAAGACUGAAGUUGAAAUUAUUCAA